Molecule: messenger RNA, 864 nt
Organism: Microthlaspi erraticum
Lineage: Eukaryota; Viridiplantae; Streptophyta; Magnoliopsida; Brassicales; Brassicaceae
Source: the annotation of a GenBank genome assembly
AUGGUGUUACGUGGAUACGACGCUACCCUCUGUUCUCGCUUCGCCAGUUCCUGCUCAAGGAUUCUUCGUGGGAUCGCCAAUAGUCUAAAGAAGUGCGAUGUAAUAGCCAUAAGAACAUGCGCAGAACUCGAGGGUGAAUAUAUUGGUUUCAUCGAAAGAGAAUGUCAAAAAAAAGUUCACUUAAGCGGUCCACUGCUCCCUGACCUGGAAGAGAACAUAGGUAAGACACUAGAAGAUCGAUGGAGUCAUUGGUUGGAUAAAUUCAAACCAGGCUCGGUAGUGUUUUGUGCGUUUGGAUCCCAAGUCUUUAUGGAGAAGAAGCAAUUCCAAGAACUUUGUUUAGGAAUGGAGCUUACAGGUUUACCGUUUUUGGUAGCGGUUAAGCCGCCAAGAGGCUCGUCAACGACUCAAGAAGCCUUACCAGAGGGGUUCGAAGAGCGGGUUAAAGAGCGUGGGAUCAUCUGGGGAGAAUGGUUGGACCAACCUUUGAUAUUGUCUCAUCGAUCAGUAGGUUGCUUUGUGAACCACUGUGGAUUUGGUACAAUGUGGGAGUCUUUGGUUAGGGAUUCUCAGAUUGUGCAUAUUCCGAAUUUGGCUGAUCAAGUUCUGACCACAAGAUUUUGUGCUGAGGAACUCGAGGUCUCUGUGAAGGUGGAAAGAGAAGAUUCCGGAUGGUUUUCUAAAGAGAGUGUGAGAGAUGCGGUCAAAUCUGUGAUGGACAAAGAUAGUGAGAUUGGGAAUCUAGUGAGGAGGAAUCAUAAGAAACUGAGAGAGACUUUGCUUAGUCCUGGAUUGUUGAGUGGUUAUGCUGACAAGUUUGUGGAAACAUUGGAGAAUGAAGUUAACAAGACGAAAUUGUCUUGA